Molecule: messenger RNA, 4571 nt
Organism: Plodia interpunctella (Indianmeal moth)
Lineage: Eukaryota; Metazoa; Arthropoda; Insecta; Lepidoptera; Pyralidae
Product: sentrin-specific protease 1-like
Exons: 9
Coding region: 154-2244 (696 amino acids)
Biological process (GO): proteolysis; protein desumoylation
Cellular component (GO): nucleus
Molecular function (GO): deSUMOylase activity
Source: RefSeq, a predicted model, not a curated record
GCCUAUUUAUUUUAUGAAAAAGUAAAAAGCUAAUGGCGAAACGAACGAAUGGCGUGUCGUGCUCGUGCAAAAUCGGUGAAAACGUGAAAAUAUUUGCAUUUUGAAGUGCAUUUAUUUAAUUUGAUCGUUGGUAUGGAAAGAUAAUCAUCUAAAAUGAAGUCCGUUGUGGCUUAUGUUCGAAAUCUUUUAGGCUGGAGUGACGAAAAUCCAACAAUCAGCAGACCAAGCUUCAAACGCGACAGGGCAGAUGAUGGUUUUUCAUCGGAUGAGGAUUCACCGGCACUCAAAAAGCUUAAACACCUGAAGAGGACUAGCUUCCCAGAUAUUAUGGAUGAUUUAUGGGACAAAGAAGAGAAACCAAGUAAAAAUGUGAGAUAUGUGCCAAUUCACAUUGAGGCAGGUCAUCCAAGCACAUCCACACCAAAUCACAUAGUGAUUGGGAGACCAGCUACAAGGGAGAGGACUGUACCAAUCAAAGUCCUGGGUAUGUCAGAGAAUGGACCCUCAGUGCUCCAGACCAGGAGCCCGAGGAUGCACACUCCAGUCAGGCCCAUCAUACAUGCAGUGGUUGAUGAUGAAGACGAUGAUGACCAAGAGGUGACAUACGUCGAAAGGAAACCACAGAAACCAACCAAGUACAUCAACUUGGAUGAGGAAGACUUUGACGAGCCGGACCACAGCACGCAGGAUGACGACGUCAUAUUCGUGCCCACGUCUGCCACUGGAAAACCUUACAAAUACUUCUACAAUCACACUCGAAACCCUGAAGACGACCCUCUACAAUAUCACAGACGGAAUCGAAAACUCAAUGAUAGGAAUACAAACAAUGUAUCACCAAGAACAUACAUUAAAUUUAAGGCACCACCCGGCAUAACAAAAACAUAUAAAAAGGCACCAACACCCAUUCCAAAGUGGAUGCAAGCUUCCAAACCUUCGAAUCUCUCAAGUAGUAGGAAUAGGUUCUUUAAUCUUAAUGGAAAUGCUAGGUCUACGUUAUCAGAAGUAUUUAAUUUAGAUGAAAAGAGAAAUUAUCAAGAAUUAAUUAAACGCGUGACGCAAUCUAUAAAGACGCCGACGAUCGGGAAGCCCGGUGAUGUCAUCAAUCUGGCUGACGAGGCAGCGUCCUUCAGGUUGACACAGAGAUCACAGAAAAAGGCUUUAGAUGAAAUCAAGUUAGUUGAGAAAGGUCUGAGUGCAGAAAAGGAAAACGAGACUACGAAAGAAUAUGAUCCAAUCACAGUAGCUUCAAUAAAUUCGUCUGACUCCGAAGUGGAAGUAGUUCCUUCGGAGUCAUCUAGUUCGUCGGUUAGAAUAGAUCCAAUAAAUACCCUCCGGGAUUCGUUUAAAGAUAGAGCGAUCAUAUCCAGUGAUUGGCUGUCCAAGUUAGACACUAAGUAUAAGAAAAAGAAGAAUGAUACUCAAGUUAAGUUGGCGGACGCGAGGCGGGAGUCUGAUAUUAUAUCUAAGGUAAACUGUGAACAGAAGAUCGCUCACUUGGAACAGAAGUUGAAAUAUGAGCUCAGUAUCCCCGAGAGUCUGUUUGAGGAGCCCCAGCCCACCGCGGAGCUCCCGCCCCUCACUCCCGAGCAGGAGAAACUUGUAAAUAGGGCUUUGGGACCCGGACCUCCAGGGCAGUUGCUUGUUGAGAAGUUUAAUUUGCGGAUACACAGACGAGACCUGCAGACGCUGUCGGGCCUGAACUGGCUGAACGACGAGGUGAUCAACUUCUACAUGAACCUGCUGAUGCAGCGCGCGCUGGAGCGGCCGGCGCUGCCGCGGGUGUACGCCGCCAACACCUUCUUCUAUCCCAAGCUGCUGCAGGCCGGCCAGCCGGGGCUCAGGCGGUGGACGCGCAAGGUGGACAUAUUCGCCAACGACCUGAUGGUAGUGCCAGUCCACCUUGGCGUGCACUGGUGCAUGUCCAUCAUAGACUUCCGCAAGAAGCAGGUCUCGUACCUCGACAGCAUGGGCGGCAGGAACCAGGCCUGUCUCGAUGCGUUGCUCAAAUAUCUCAAGGACGAACAUCAGGACAAGAAGGGGCAGCCGUUUGAUGCUAGCGGGUGGAAGGGGGAGUGUCUCAAGGACAUUCCCCAGCAGAUGAACGGCAGCGACUGCGGCAUGUUCUCGUGCACGUUCGCGGAGUUCUCGUGUCGCGACGCGCCCUACGCCUUCACGCAGGCGCACAUGCCCUAUCUGCGCAGGAAGGCUGCGCUCGAGAUACUCACGGGGAGGCUGCUGCUAUAGGCGCGCGGCGUCGUCACAAGGGAUUUUAAAUCUUGCACGAGAUGUGCACAGAGAAAACAAACUCCAAAAGAGACAAUAGUGCCGAGAUGAUGGACACUUACGGACAAAACAGUGAUUUUGACAGCCAGUGAUUGUGGAACGAAUGUGCUUAGACUGAAAGCUUAAACUUAAACUAUAUAUAGUCUUCAAAGUGUUAAUAUUUUAGGGUGCCGAUUCUGAUUACGUUAACAUAAUCACGUCUGAAUGGUUUUCAAUUUUUUUUUAAACACUAUUGAGUGACUAUUGUGAAACCAUUGUGACACGAUUAGUAUUUAACAUUGGCAGGUCGACGCCUCGUUACGUAUUACGACAUAUGUAAUAAAAGUUAGUCAAAAAUGCAUUAUAUUUCUCUGUUUUUGGUUUAUUAUAAAGUCAAAGAAAUAGGUACGAAAUACACAUUUUUUUUUACGAACAAACGGAAUAUUGUAUAGACUGUUUCAAAGCAGAAGGAAAAAUGGAUGCCUCGAUUGAGUGAUGCAAUUAUUUAUAUCAUUGUAUACAUUAAAUAUCUCAUGAGUUUUUUGAUUUAUAUAUUACUUUAUGUAUAAAAGGCAAUUAUCUAUUUUGACUUCGUUAGAAACACAGUUCUCCUACCCGAUGCCGAAUGAAAGUAUUUGUAUGCUUCGUAUGCUAUGUAUACAGCAUACGAAGUAAUGAGGGUUACGCCAAAACACAAAAGUUGUUCCUAGACUAAUUUAGGCAAUAAAAAUAGAUAGAAUAAAGAUCAUUAUUAGUCCUUUUGCUGAAAGAAAAUCGAAAUAACGUCAUGCUUAAUGUGUACAAGGAGCAAGCGUUGACUGAUUUUGUUGUAAACAUAAGUAAAAACAAAUUAGCUAUGCUCUAUUUCCUAUGCUAUGAGAGAGCCUAUGAGAAAAUGACAAACGACGCCUGAUGUCUACAUAAUAUAUGUCCAUUGUGCGAUAUUUAAACUGUAGGAAUGGGAUUUAAAACCUUAUCGUCAUAGAAAAACCAAUCAGGACCGUUUUCUGAACUACUCAGAAACAGAGUAUAGCAAAUAUGUCUUUAUAGUUCAAACACUUCACUAAUGCCUACGAAAGCCUUUUAAAGUUUAGGUCUCGACGACCGAACAGUUAUAGCUUGUAAUAGAAAUAUUAUAAUUUUCUGUUUUGUGACAGUAACAAAAGAUGUUAUUACUAUAUACUUACCAAUUUCAAAGUAUGUGAAUAAACCAUAAUAAACAUGUCAUUCCUAUAUAUUUGUUUUGUAUUAUAAAAACCAUAUGUAUGGAGGAAUCAGUGUUAAUUAAAAGAAUUUAGUUUAUAAAAUGAAAUCUUUUCACGGAUUUGUAGAAGUUCCGACAACAAAGAAUUGUUUUUUAAACGAUCGAUCCACUCUGGCACUGUGCCUCCAAGCCUCCAUAGCAAAAUCAUUGUAUUUUCAAUUUCUAAAGUCACGUAUUUAGUUUUCCAUUAUCAGGGGUUCGAUUCUGCUAACAUUAAGUCAAAAUAGCGUUUUAAUAAUAGUUCUUAUUGCAUGUAAAUAGGAACUACUUUUGAGACGCGAUGUUGCUAACUAUUGCAUCGUUAUAGCACUAGUCCAAAUAACACUAAAUAAUAAUCACUUUAAGAACGGCUGGACCGACUUCACUUAAAAAUUUUGUUCAGAGAUAAAAAUUAAGGCUGAUUUCUCCAUAUAAAAUUCUCAUAGCCUGGAAAAAAAGAGUUCGUUAUUAGUGACAAGUCUAGCGAAAUAUUAUCAAGCUCUUGUCGAGUUUCAACACAAUAUUUUGUAGAUAAUAUUAUAUUUUUAGUAAAAAAUAUAUGACACAUAUUUUUUACGAAAAAUAUAAUUAAAAAGAACGAUUCUGCUAACGUUGAUGUAGAAAUUUUAAAACCGUGCUGCCUCAAUGGUUUAUCAAUAGCAGUAGGUACUUAUUGCAUGUAAAGCGAACUAUUGAAAAACCAUUGCGACACGUUUACAUCAGAAUCGACUCCCUAGUGUUUUGAAAAAGAAUCCCUAAUGCUGCACACUUUUUUGCCAAGCCAUAGAUAAAUUAACUUAUUGUAAGGGCACUGUCCCACUUAUCAAAUUCUUUGCCCACAAUUUUUGCGGUCUCUAUCAUCUUAAAUAACGCUAAAGUGACAGCAAUAGUAUUGGACGGUUUGUUAAGUGGAAUGACGCCCGAAAGGACAGUACGAAGAUUCUGUAAUUAUAUUAGUUAAGAUAAUAUCAGUAAGUUAAACUAACUUAUAGUUCGCAUUAUGUUUCGAGUUGUAAAGGUAUCCUGGACAAUUUUCUAAGUGAUGGAAUAAAUUAAUACAAUCCAU